Molecule: messenger RNA, 953 nt
Organism: Paramecium pentaurelia
Lineage: Eukaryota; Ciliophora; Oligohymenophorea; Peniculida; Parameciidae
Source: the annotation of a GenBank genome assembly
AAUGGAUCCAAAUAAAUUCAUAAAAUAUUAACCUUAUUAAAUGACAGAUUCUGUAAAGGCAGGUGGUCUUUUCAGCCCUCAAUAGUGUGAGUAAUUAGCAAAAAAAAUUCUUGAUUUAUAUGAUGAAAAUAAAGAUGGAUAAUUAGAUUUGUUGGACGUAAGUCAAAUGCAAUAAGAUUGUUAUAGAGCUAUGAAUAAGAAUUAUAAUCCAACACCUACUGAUAUAGCUGCAUUUACUAGAAAAAUGGAUAGUAUAAAUAUAAUUAACAUUUAUAGCAAAUGGUUAAGGGAGAGUAGAUGAAAAAAAUAUAAAUUCUUUAUGCAUGAAAUAUCUUUCUACAAUGGUUUCAAGCAGUAAUUCUUAAAUAAAAAUUGAAAAACCUCUUUAAGAAAUAAGUGUAAAAAUAUAACCAUCUGAUACUUCAAAUUAGGUUGAAAUCUAAUUACAGUCAUCUAGAUAAGAGGGUAACUAAUAUAUUUAUGAAAGUUAUAACAGAAAAAACUUAAGAAGCUCCAAAAGUAGAACAAAAUCAAAUAUUAAUUAAACCAAAAUAAGAGGAAAAACCGAUUUAACCUGUCUAAAAACCUGUCUUACCAGAACCAACAAAGACUGUUAAAAAUACAGAACAACCCUAAUAAUCAAAUCCUGAACCAAAAUAUACAAAGAUGGUUCAGGAUAGACUAAAAGUGGCAAGGAGGAUUUUUACUUAAAUAGAUUCUGAUUAAAGUGGUUUUAUUACAGAAACGUAAUUUAAUAAAUUAAAAAUAGAGAAGUACCUAGUUUGCUUAUUGAAACGUACAAAUAAAUGGGAAUGACAAUUGAACCAACAAAAGAGGAUGUUGAAUUAUGGAUGGAAAUGGCUGACUAAGAUAAAGAUGGAAAAGUUUCUUUAGUAGACUAUGAAGAUUUAAUUAUUAAAGGUUUACAACAGUAAGGAAUUAAAUUGGAAUGA